Talaromyces rugulosus is the source of this 1680-nucleotide messenger RNA. RefSeq lists its product as uncharacterized. Gene Ontology annotation, biological process: transmembrane transport; carbohydrate transport. The coding region runs from base 1 to 1680 and encodes 559 amino acids. Gene Ontology annotation, molecular function: carbohydrate:proton symporter activity. The record is from RefSeq and is a predicted model, not a curated record. The transcript is spliced from 5 exons. Gene Ontology annotation, cellular component: membrane. Lineage: Eukaryota; Fungi; Ascomycota; Eurotiomycetes; Eurotiales; Trichocomaceae.
AUGGCAGAUACAACGAUCGCACCUGCAAUGGACAAGUCCGUCGACGAGCAGGACUUGGAGGGACACCAGUCUGCUACCCAUGCAGAGCACUCUACGAUUCCAACGACUGCUGCUGAACGCGAGCCAUACGGCCCGCCGGGCUUGCGUGGGCUCCUGAAGAAUCCGUACGUGCUUAUGUGUGCUGCAUGUUCGACUCUGGGAGGCUUGAUCUUUGGCUAUGACCAAGGUGUCGUGUCAGUCAUCUUGGUCAUGGACCAGUUCCUGGUAGAUUUCCCCCGUGUGGCUGCGGGCUCAGGAGGCGCGGGCUUCUGGAAGGGAUUGUUGACGGCCAUGAUCGAGUUGGGCGCCCUGGUCGGUGCCCUAAAUCAAGGAUGGAUUGCAGACAAGAUAUCACGGCGGUACUCAAUCCUAGUCGCCGUUGCCAUCUUUACCCUUGGCUCCAUCUUGCAGACUGCGGCCAUCAACUAUCCGAUGUUGACUGUAGCACGACUCAUUGGGGGUGUGGGUAUUGGCAUGCUGUCAAUGGUUGCGCCACUGUACAUUUCCGAAAUCAGCCCUCCCGAAUGCCGUGGAACUCUUCUCGUUCUAGAAGAAUUCUGUAUUGUUCUCGGCAUUGUUAUUGCCUUUUGGAUAACAUUUGCAACGCGGUACAUGGCUGGCGAAUGGUCAUGGCGUUUGCCCUUUUUGCUGCAGAUGAUCCCAGGCUUUGUUCUUGUAGGGGGCGUGUACAUGCUUCCUUUCUCUCCGCGCUGGCUUGUUGCGCAAGGCCGCAUGGAUGACGCACUGGAAAGUCUCACCAAGCUGCGAAAUCUUCCGGCGACGGACAAACGCGUGUGCCGAGAGCUUCUUGAUAUCCAGGUCGAAGUCCGUUUCCAUCAACAGAUGAGCGCCGAGAAGCACCCAAAAAUUCAAGGCGGCGGUAUGAAAAAUGCUCUCAAAUUAGAAAUAGCUUCUUGGAUGGACUGCUUUAGACCGGGUUGCCGACGCAGGACGCAUAUUGGUAUUGCAAUUACUUUUUUUCAGCAGUUUGUCGGCAUUAACGCGCUUAUCUAUUACUCCCCAACCCUCUUCGAGACAAUGGGUCUUGACUAUAACAUGCAGCUUAUCAUGUCUGGCAUUCUCAACGUCAUGCAGCUCGUCGGUGUCAGCACUUCGGUGUUUACCAUGGACAGCCUAGGCAGACGCACGCUGCUUUUGGGAGGGUCCGUUUUGAUGGCCAUCUCUCACAUCAUCAUUUCCGUGCUGGUAGGGCUUUACAGCAACGAUUGGCCCGCACAUCAGGGACAGGGCUGGGCGAGUGUUGCGUUUCUGUUGUUUUACAUGCUAGCCUUUGGGGCUUCAUGGGGGCCCGUCCCUUGGGCUAUGCCUGCUGAAAUCUUCCCAUCUUCUCUGCGUGCCAAAGGUGUUGCCCUGUCCACCUGCUCCAACUGGUUCAACAACUUUAUCAUCGGCCUCAUUACUCCCCCUCUCGUCGAAAACACUGGAUUCGGAGCAUACGUGUUCUUCGCUGUCUUUUGUGUGCUCUCCGGCAUAUGGACUUUUUUCUUCGUGCCGGAAACCAAGGGCCGCACUCUCGAGCAAAUGGACCAUGUUUUCAAGGAUAACUCUAGUUCGGGCGAGGAGAUGGUGAGGGAGACUAUUGAGGAGGAGUUGAUCCGAGCAGAGCGCGUGGGUGUGUAA